AUGGAAUGGCCCGCGACCGGUCCGUCAACGGCAUCAGGCACUCCAACGCCAUCCACCAAUGGGUCCCUAGUUGAACCUGCCAAGAUGAAGAUUGUCUACUUUGGCAAUGAGUUCCCCCAUGAUGAUCUCAAGGACCUCUUCCGACGGCUCCACUGCCACAGCAAAGACCGACAGCAUCCGGUACUGUCUCGGUUCAUUCACGAGACUACCCUGGCCAUCCGGGAGGAAGUCAGGUUGCUUCCCUCCCCGUUGAAAGGUCUGGUUCCCGCCUUUGAGUCAAUUUUCGACUUGGCAGACCAUGUGGAUCUCCGGAAGGGACCCCUUGGCGAGUCCAUCAAUGGAAUGCUUCUCUGCGCUGUCCAGCUGGCGGCCUUCAUUGGAUACUAUGAGAACAGCGCCGAGGAAACGUUUGACUACCACCAGGUGGAUGCUUCCCUUGCCGGGUUGGGCACAGGCCUCCUCUCGACGGUUGCUGUCUCUCUAUCUCCAACCCUAGCCGACAUGCCGGAAGUUGGUGCCGAGGUAAUCCGUGUCGCCUUCAGACUCGGAGUGCUGGUGGAUGGUGUCUCACAGAACCUUCAUCCGCGCCCAUCUGACGGCAGCCACGGCGACAGUUGGGCCUAUGUAGUCCAGGAUACUACCGUCGAUGAAGCGCAGACUGAGCUUGAUGUUUAUCAUGCAGCCGAGAAACGGCCGGAGCCUUGUAAAAUCUUCGUCAGCGCCAUUAGUCGCACUUCGGUGACAAUUAGUGGCCCGCCUUCACGACUGAAACAUCUUUUUCUGAUGUCCGACUUUUUCCGAGACCGCAAGUUUGCUCCCUUACCCGUCUAUGGGGGGUUGUGCCACGCGAAGCACAUCUACACCAAGAAACACGCCGAAGAAGUGAUCCAGAUCCCCUCUUUCGAAGUACUGGAUGCCAAGUUUACUGGACGUGUUCCCAUUUUCUCCACCAACACCGGAAGGCCGUUCCCCGGCAGGACUGCUAGCCAGCUGUUCGGCAACAUUCUCGAAGAGGUUCUCACCCAAUCGAUCAAGUGGGACAAUGUGAUUUCCGGCAUCGUUCACCGAGCCAAGGCGGCUACGGUUUCCGAGUGCAACGUGCUCAUGUUCCGCAAUUCUCUUCCGGUCCGUGACCUCGUUGAGGCGCUGAACCUCGAGGAGGCACAGUUCAAGACGAGGACCAAGGAUGUCAUACCGUGGAUUGCGAAUCCUGGAACGGUGCCGCGUGGGCCGAGGGGCAACCAACAGGCCAAGAUUGCCAUUGUCGGCAUGGCCUGCCGGAUGCCUGAUGGCGCCACCGACACGGAGAAGUUCUGGGACAUCCUCGACCAAGGCCUUGACGUCCACCGCAAGAUCCCUGCAGACCGGUUCGACGUCGAGACGCAUCACGACCCUACAGGCAAGCGUGUCAACACCAGUGUCACACCCUAUGGCUGCUUCAUCAACGAACCCGGCCUGUUCGAUGCGCCCUUCUUCAACAUGUCUCCCCGGGAGGCAUUGCAGACAGAUCCCAUGCAGAGGCUGGCCAUUGUGACCGCUUACGAGGCAUUGGAACGUGCUGGCUACGUUGCGAACCGCACACCUUCCACGGAUCUGCAUCGCAUCGGCACGUUCUACGCACAGGCAAGUGACGACUACCGAGAGGUCAACACGGCACAGGAGGUUGGCACCUACUUCAUCACCGGAGGGUGCCGUGCUUUCGGCCCGGGGCGGAUCAACUAUUUCUUCAAGUUUUCUGGCCCUAGCUACAGCAUCGAUACAGCGUGCUCCUCGAGUCUGGCAACGAUACACAUUGCAUGCAACUCGCUCUGGAAUGGCGACACAGAUAUGGCCGUGGCCGGCGGAAUGAACGUGUUGACCAACUCGGAUGCCUUCGCCGGGCUCGGCAGCGGGCACUUCCUCUCCAAGACGCCCAACGCAUGCAAGACCUGGGACUGCGAUGCUGACGGCUACUGCCGCGCGGAUGGUGUCGUCUCCGUUAUUAUGAAGAGGCUCGAAGACGCCGAGGCCGACAACGACAACAUCUUGGGGGUUAUCCUGGCAGCGGGCACGAAUCACUCAGCCGAGGCCAUUUCCAUCACGCAUCCUCACGCGGGACACCAAGCUGACCUCACCCGCAUGAUGAUGAAUCAAGCUGCCGUGGACCCCCUCGACGUUAGCUACGUGGAGAUGCACGGGACCGGCACGCAGGCGGGAGACUCGCAAGAAAUCCAGUCCGUCACAGAGGUGUUCGCCCCUAUUACCGGUACGAAACGCCGGAGCUCCAAGCAGCCACUGCAUAUCGGCGCAGUCAAAGCAAACGUGGGACAUGGUGAAGCCGUCGCUGGAUCUACAGCCCUUCUCAAAGUCCUACUCAUGUUUGAGAAGGAGGCCAUCCCGAAGCACGUUGGCAUCAAGACCGCCAUCAACCCUGGUUUCCCCAAGGACCUGGACAAGCGGAACCUACACAUCCCUUACGAGAAAACGCCCUGGCCGCGCAACUCCGAGAGGAAACGCAUCGCCGUGGUCAACAACUUCAGCGCGGCCGGCGGCAACACCAGCGUAGUGCUCGAAGAACCACCCCUGCGACCAGCCAGCGAGACCGCUGACCCACGCGCAACCCACGUCAUCACCGUCUCAGCCAAGAGCAAGGUCUCCCUCAAGGGCAACCUCGAGCGCAUGAUCGCCUACCUCGACACCCACCCCACUGUCUCACUCCCCUCCCUCGGCUACACGACCACCGCCCGGCGCUACCACCACAACCACCGGGUCGCCAUCGCCGCCUCCGACAUCCCCCACCUCAAGCGCCAGCUAACCACCUACCUCCAAGCCGCCGACACGCACAAACCCAUCCCGUCCACAGGCGCCCCGCCCGUGGUCUUCGCCUUCACAGGCCAAGGCGCCUCCCACCGCUCCAUGAACCUCUCCCUCUUCCACCACUCCCCCAUCUUCCGCGCCCAGAUCCUCCACCUCGACGCCCUCUGCCAAUCCCAGGGUUUUCCCUCCAUCAUCCCCGCCCUCGACGGCAGCCACCCGCAGGACUGUGCGCAUUCCCCCACCGUCACCCAGCUGGCGCUGGUGUGCGUGGAGAUGGCGCUGGUUAAGUACUGGGAGUCGCUGGGUGUGCGGCCGGACGUGGUGGUGGGGCAUAGUCUGGGUGAGUACGCCGCGCUGUAUGUGGCGGGUGUGCUGUCGGCGGCGGAUGCGCUGUUUUUGGUGGGUUCGAGGGCGAGGAUGUUGGAGAGUGGGUGUGAGGUGGGGAGUCAUAAGAUGUUGGCUGUGCGGGCGUCGUUGGCGGAGGUUAGUGCCAGUGCGGCGGGGAAGCCGUUUGAGGUGGCGUGUUUGAAUGGGCCGAAGGAUACGGUGCUGGGUGGGACGGUGGAGGAGAUUGAGGUGCUGGCCGGGGUGUUGGAGGCGGCGGGUUAUAAGUGCUUUCAUCUGGAUGUGGCGUUCGCGUUUCACUCGGCGCAGACGGACCCCGUGCUUGAGGAGCUGGAGGAGACGGCCCGCUCCGGUGCGGUGUUCCUCCCGCCGAGCUUGCCGGUCAUCUCGCCGCUGCUGGGCAAGGUGGUGUUUGACGAGAGCACCAUCAACGCCAACUACAUCCGGCGUGCCACGCGGGAGCCUGUCAACUUCCUGGCCGCUAUCGAGACGGCCAACCGCAUGCUGACGGUUGAUGAGACCAUGACGUGGAUCGAGAUCGGCCCGCACCCAGUCUGCAUGGGAUUUGCACGGUCCAUCAUGCCGUCCAUCAACGGGGCUGUCCCUUCCAUUCGCCGCGGCGAAGACAACUGGCACACCCUGUCCAACAGUCUGGCGGUCCUGCACGCUGCGGGUGUCCAAAUCAACUGGAGCGAAUUCCAUCGUUCCUUCGAAAGUGGCCUGCGGCUCUUGGAUUUGCCCACGUACGCCUGGAACGACAAAACACACUGGAUCCAGUACAACGGCGACUGGGCACUCACAAAAGGCAACACCUUCUACGACGAGGAGAAGAAGGCGCAGGCGACCGCCGCGAGCAAUCCCCUUGCUGCGUUGCACUCUGAGCUGCGAACCUCCUUGGUGCAUCGGGUGACUGAGGAGGUGUUCUCGGGAGCUGCCGGGAAGGUGGUCGUGCAGUCCGACAUGAUGCAGGCCGAUUUCUUGGCUGCGGCAUGGGGCCACAAGAUGAACAACGCCGGUGUUGUGACUUCGUCCAUCCACGCCGACAUUGCCUGGACCCUUGGCAAGUAUCUCAUUGACAAGCUCAAGCCCAAGAGCAAGGUGACCAUGGCCGACAUUAACAUCUCCAACCUUGUCGUCCGCGAGGGCUUGGUGGCACAGAACAACACCAACGUGCCUCAGCUCAUCCAAGUCUCCAUCGCAACGACCGACAUCGAGUCAGGGGUCGCUCAGCUGGAAUGGCACACUGUGACCAACGACGGCCGCUCCCUGGUCGACGAGGAGCCCAUCGUCACCGCCCAGGUCGUGUACAGGCACUCAGCAGACUGGUUGUCAAGCUGGUCGCCGCUGCAGCACCUCAUCCAGGGCCGCAUCGAGGCGCUGUCACGGCUAGCGGAUGAAGGGGUAGCCAACCGUUUCUCGCACAACAUGGCGUAUCUCCUCUUCGCGGCCAACCUGGUCGACUACGCGGACAAGUACCGCGGCAUGCAGUCAGUUGUUCUCAACGGGCUGGAAGCCUACGCCGAGGUCACCAUCAAGGAGGGCCACGCCGGCGGUGUCUGGACAGUCCCGCCCUUCUUCAUCGACAGCGUGUGCCACUUGGCAGGGUUCGUCAUGAACGUCUCCGACGCCAUCGACACGAAGAACAACUUCUGCGUCACGCCCGGCUGGGGCUCGCUGCGCAUCGCUCGCCCGCUCGUUGCCGGCGGCCGCUACCGUUCCUACGUCAAGAUGAUCCCGACGGCCGAGGACCCCGGCGUGUUCCUAGGCGACGUCUACAUCCUGCAAGGCGACGAGAUCAUCGGCGUCAUGCAGGCCAUGAAGUUCCGCCGCUACCCCCGCGUGCUGCUCAACCGUUUCUUCUCCGCCGUCGACGUCAAGAACCCAGCCUCCGGCGGCGCCCCCAUCCCCACCUCAACCAUCACCCCAGCACCGCCCAAGGCCGUCGCACCCACCCGCCUCCCCACCACCACCGUAUCACCAACUCCCAUCCAGCCCGACCCCAAGCCAGCCCCCGCAGCAACCCCCCCUCCCGCACCCGCAGCCCAAGCCCCCCAACCAACCACCAGCACCACCCCGGCGCCCGCCUCAGACGAGAGCGUCGCCGGCAAGGCGAUGGCGCUGGUGGCAGCCGAAGCGGCGCUGGACCCGGCGGACCUGCACGACGACGCCAGCUUUGCCAACCUGGGCGUGGACAGCCUGAUGAGCCUGGUGAUUGCGGAGAAGCUGCGGGACCAGCUGAACAUCACGGUGAAUGGGAGUUUGUUUCUGGAGUAUCCGACGGUGGGGGAUUUGAGGGCGUGGUUGGUGGAGUAUUAUAGUUAGGUACUGGUAGGGGGGGUUGAUGGUGGGGGUAAGGGGUUGGUGUUUCGUUUCUUCUUUUCUUUUUCUUUUGUGGUUCUCUUUUUGGAUAGGGAAAUUGGGAGAUUGUUGCGGUGGGGAGUGAGGAGGCGGGGUUCGUUGACUGUCUCUUCGGUUCAGCUUUGCCCGUGGAACUUUUGUCAUGUUCUGAGUUUUACACUGUAUUUAGAUUCCGUACUAUCUGUUCAGUUUAUUACCAUCCCGUUGCGCACUCCUAUUCCCCACUCUACCUUCGUGUGAUCCUGUGACUGCCAACCAUCUCCACGGUAUCGCCACGACGUUGCAUGCACGGACAAGGCAAUCUAGCUGUU
Messenger RNA from Chaetomium fimeti, 5810 nucleotides. RefSeq names its product putative polyketide synthase. Gene Ontology annotation, biological process: secondary metabolite biosynthetic process; fatty acid biosynthetic process. The coding region runs from base 1 to 5463 and encodes 1820 amino acids. The record is from RefSeq and is a predicted model, not a curated record. Gene Ontology annotation, molecular function: fatty acid synthase activity; phosphopantetheine binding; 3-oxoacyl-[acyl-carrier-protein] synthase activity. The transcript has 5 exons. Lineage: Eukaryota; Fungi; Ascomycota; Sordariomycetes; Sordariales; Chaetomiaceae.